GUGGAAAGGACGGGGGUCGGGGGGGGGGAAUGGACGCAGAGACGCUAAGCAUCUGUACCAAACGAUGAAGGUUGUGUCAGAUUCAGCGGUGUUUGCUUAAAAAUAAGAAAAAGGAAGAGCAGCUGUCAUCAUGUAUGGUUUUGUGAAUCACGCCUUGGAGCUCCUCGUCCUGAGGAAUUAUGGACCGGAAGUGUGGGAAGACAUCAAGAGGGAGGCUCAACUCGAUAUUGAGGGUCAGUUCCUCGUUAGAAUCAUAUAUGAAGAUGCCAAAACAUAUGAUCUAGUUGCGGCUGCAAGUAAAGUUCUCAAGAUCGAUGCAGGAGACAUCUUGCAGAUGUUUGGGAAGAUGUUUUUUGAAUUUUGCCAAGAGUCAGGAUAUGACACCAUCUUGCGAGUGUUAGGAUCAAAUGUUCGUGAAUUCCUGCAGAAUUUGGAUGCUCUACAUGACCACCUGGGUACUAUUUAUCCCGGGAUGAGGGCUCCUUCAUUUCGCUGCACCGACGCAGAGAAGGGAAACAAUCUGAUUCUUCACUACUACUCAGAGAGAGAAGGCCUGCAAGACAUUGUGAUUGGCAUCAUUAAAACUGUCGCUCAACAAAUCCACGGAACAGAGAUAGAGAUGAAGAUGAUCCAACCGAAAAGCGAGGAGUGCGACCACAUCAAGUUCCUCAUUGAGGAGAAGGACUCAGAAGAGGAGGCGUUCUACGAGGAUCUGGACGGUUUCGAGGAGAACGGCACGCAGGAGACUCGGAUCAGUCCGUACACGUUUUGCAAGGCCUUCCCAUUCCACCUCAUGUUUGACAAGGACCUGAUGCUCACACAGUGUGGGAAUGCCAUUUAUCGAGUCCUGCCACAGCUCCAGCCCGGUACCUGUAUCCUCCCGUCAGUUUUCUCUUUGGUCCGUCCUCACAUUGACUUCAGUUUUCACGGCAUCCUUUCCCACAUCAACACCGUCUUUGUUCUGCGAAGCAAGGAGGGCCUGCUCAAUGUGGAGACUGUAGAGAACGAGGACGAGCUGACGGGGGUGGAGAUCAGCUGUCUGAGAUUGAAAGGACAGAUGAUUUACUUGCCAGAGGCGGAGAACAUCCUUUUUCUUUGCUCACCCAGUGUCAUGAACCUAGAUGAUCUAACACGAAGGGGGCUAUACCUGAGCGACAUCCCGCUACACGACGCCACGCGUGACCUGGUGCUGCUGGGCGAGCAGUUUCGCGAGGAGUACAAGCUGACCCAAGAACUGGAAAUCCUGACAGAUCGUCUGCAGCACACACUCCGGGCCCUGGAGGACGAGAAAAAAAAGACAGACAGAUUGCUCUAUUCCGUUCUGCCGCCAUCUGUCGCCAACGAGCUGCGACACAAACGGCCCGUCCCGGCAAAACGCUACGACAACGUGACCAUCCUCUUCAGUGGCAUUGUGGGAUUCAAUGCCUUCUGCAGCAAGCACGCCUCAGCGGAGGGAGCCAUCAAGAUAGUCAACCUGCUCAACGAUGUUUACACACGUUUUGACAUCUUGACAGACUCUCGCAAGAACCCUUAUGUAUACAAGGUGGAAACAGUGGGUGAUAAGUACAUGACUGUGAGUGGCCUCCCUGAGCCCUGCACACACCACGCCAAGUCAAUCUGCCACCUCGCUCUUGAUAUGAUGGAGAUCGCUGGACAAGUCAAAGUGGAUGACGAACCAGUACAGAUUACUAUUGGGAUCCACACAGGAGAGGUGGUGACUGGGGUGAUUGGCCAGAGGAUGCCCAGAUAUUGCCUUUUUGGAAAUACGGUCAACCUCACAAGUCGUACUGAAACUACUGGUGAAAAGGGGAAAAUAAAUGUCUCAGAAUAUACGUAUCGGUGUUUGCAAUCUGCUGAGAACGCCGACCCUCAGUUUCAUUUGGAGUAUCGGGGCCCUGUCACCAUGAAAGGAAAGAAGGAGCCGAUGAAGGUGUGGUUUCUCUCCAGGAAGCCCACGGACACAGAGUCCAGUACAGUUAAAGCUUAACUGUUCAACACUAAAACAUCAAGAGUGAUAAUUUAUCCACAGACAUGCAGAUAUUUUUAAUAUUAAGAACCACAGUUGUUUUUUUUCCAGUGUGAACAUGAACUUGUUUCCCUGCUUGUUUUUCUGCUCGACCUUAAUCUGCCACGACCUCACUAGAUUUUUUUUAGCGUACACACAAUACUGCAGUGUUUCAUGAACAGCAAAGGUUAGUGAUAGAGCAUAUGGUACAUUAGUUUGAUACAUUUUUGGACAAAAUACACUCACACUGUUGUUGUAUAGAGGUUUUGAUUAAGCAAACCAUGACAUCUAUCUAAAAAUGUUUUUGCAAAUUUUGUCACAUACUGUAUUUGUUCUGAAGCCUGCCAAAAAUACUGAGAGUCUAUAGUCUUUACUCUGUCAGCCAAAAUAACUUAUUUCACUUUAGAUGAAUAAAAUACAGUAUUUUUCAAUUAACAUUUUCACUUUUAGAAUUACAAUAAUAGAAAAGAUACUUUAGCUUAGCAUCAUUAGUGCCAUCAUUGGAUGUGAGAUAUAUAAUGUUUUACACUGAAUAUAUUACACUGUCAUCAAGACCAUUAAAAUAAAAUAAGAAGUUAGAUAUUAUAGCUGUUGUGUUUAUAUAGAUUUAUAUCACCAUGCUCAUUAGUUAUUUGGCACAAAAGCUGCUGUUCACAGAUGUAUCUGUAUGUUUAGUUAUUUUUUAAAAAUCACAAAUGAUACAGUGUUGAGCCAUUAGUAAACCUGUGUCCUCAUGUAUCUGUCACAGAACUAUAUAAUAGUCCCAUAAAUAAAAACGCACACUAUACACUACUUUAUUUAAUAUAUUUAUUGCAGCACUCUACUUAUCGCACAUUCACGUUUUGUCUGCUUCUAUGAAAUAAUAUUGAGUUUUAUUUUCAGUUCUACUGAAUGUUGUCGAGAUAUUAUUAAAGAUCUACUUAUUUAUUGUUAACAUCUUGUUACUUUGUAUUUAUUCUUCUAAAUGUAAUGAUCACCUUUAGAAAAGGAAAAAAAACUAUAGUACAUUUUAUUAUGGACGAAACUACUGUAUGUGCCUCCAUCAUAUUUAUAAUUAAAGUAAAACUUUGUGCUUUAUGUGUUUGAUUAAUUUCACAUGUGUAUAUGUACUGUACUUCUUAACAUUUUCCCAAAUUCAUUAUUAUUAUCAGUACUAUUAUUAUUACACCUCACAUAAUGUCCUUUGUGAGAAAUCCCCUCCAACAAAUCCAGCCUCUUGUGCAAGAAACAGGUGCCUCUUGUACCGUAUGAGUGCAUUUCUGUGGUUGUAAGACACAAUUGUUUUGUUUUAAUAAUGUUUUUGUUUGGAGGUUAACUAAUAAAUAUAGUCCUCAGAA
Messenger RNA from Lates calcarifer (barramundi perch), 3342 nucleotides. It is a transcript of the gene gucy1b1, whose product is annotated as guanylate cyclase 1 soluble subunit beta 1. Gene Ontology annotation, cellular component: guanylate cyclase complex, soluble. Gene Ontology annotation, biological process: response to oxygen levels; cGMP biosynthetic process. Bases 131 to 1987 code for a protein of 618 amino acids. Gene Ontology annotation, molecular function: heme binding; guanylate cyclase activity. NCBI's taxonomy places the organism in Eukaryota, Metazoa, Chordata, Actinopteri, Centropomidae. The transcript is spliced from 13 exons. The record is from RefSeq and is a predicted model, not a curated record.